AUGUUUGGUCCAUCCGUUGCACAUUUGAGAAAGUUUGCCACUAGUGCAUCUAUUAGAAGACAAAGAUUAGUACAAAAGGAAGCUGAAGAAAGAAGAAAAGCAAGCAGACCAAAUAGACCAAUUUCAAAGUUCUUAAAAGAGAUUUUCCAAUAUUCAGAAGAAUCAGCAACAAAUGUUUCAACAAAGAAUUAA
Molecule: messenger RNA, 192 nt
Organism: Heterostelium album PN500
Lineage: Eukaryota; Evosea; Eumycetozoa; Acytosteliales; Acytosteliaceae
Exons: 3
Coding region: 1-192 (63 amino acids)
Source: RefSeq, a predicted model, not a curated record